UUGCGAUAAAACGAUCUCUGGUUUUCGAUGACUGACAGUUGAGUGUAGCAACGGAUUUCUCUGCAGGGAAUAUACAAAUAUUUCAGUUUACUCAUACUCUCGUCAACUGUAAGUCCACAUUGGUAUGGAAAGCCAAAGUUAUGGCUGCGCUCACACAUACUCAUUUCUGCACAAUAUUUUAUACUCUAUACUUAUGUCUCAUUAUUAUAAAACCUAUAAAGGGAAGCGUGUAGAGACUUGCUGUUCAGUUUCAGCACUCUUCUAGUGAUAUUAAGAUAUUCAACUUUCGAAAGUGACGCAGUAUGGAUUUCUACUAUCUUCCGCUAUCGGCUCCUUGUCGUGCUGUCACCAUGACCGCCGAAACGCUCGGCAUUAAAUUGAAUAAGAUACAGUUAGAUUUGUUUGCAGGAGCUCAUCUGAAACCAGAGUUUCUUAAACUAAACCCACAACAUACAAUACCCACAUUGGUGGAUAACGGUUUUGCAGUUUGGGAAUCACGUGCCAUAAUUGUCUAUUUGGCCGAAAAAUACAGUAAAAAUGAAUCGAUAUACCCGAAAUGUCCCAAGAAGCGCGCUCUCAUCAACCAACGUUUGUUCUUUGAUGCCGGCACAUUAUACCAGGCUUUCUAUGACAGUUAUAUAAUAAGAUUUUUAUCUAAUAAGCCUAUUGACGAAGAAAAGAUCAAAAAAAUUGAAACGGCUUUUGAGUUCUUGAAUACCUUCCUGGAAGGACAGACCUAUGUUGCCGGCGAUUCUUUAACUCUGGCUGAUAUCUCAUUGUUAGCAACAGUGUCAUCUUUUGACGUUGCCAAAUACGAUUUUAGUAAAUAUGCCAAUGUGUCUAGAUGGUACGAGAAUUUGAAGAAGAGUACACCCGGUUGGAAAGAAAACUGGGCUGGCUGUGUCGAGUAUGAGAAAUUAUUAAAUAAAAGUUCAGGUUAAGUUAAUACUUGUAAGAACUAUAUAUCUAAGUAUAUAAAUGAAAAAGAAUAAGAAGAAAUCAAUAUACUAUGUAUGUUUAUUUAUAUUGUUUGAAAA
Molecule: messenger RNA, 1037 nt
Organism: Bactrocera oleae (olive fruit fly)
Lineage: Eukaryota; Metazoa; Arthropoda; Insecta; Diptera; Tephritidae
Product: glutathione S-transferase D1
Biological process (GO): glutathione metabolic process
Molecular function (GO): glutathione transferase activity
Source: RefSeq, a predicted model, not a curated record